Molecule: messenger RNA, 981 nt
Organism: Otolemur garnettii (small-eared galago)
Lineage: Eukaryota; Metazoa; Chordata; Mammalia; Primates; Galagidae
Product: melanoma-associated antigen B4-like
Exons: 1
Coding region: 1-981 (326 amino acids)
Biological process (GO): negative regulation of transcription by RNA polymerase II
Cellular component (GO): nucleus
Source: RefSeq, a predicted model, not a curated record
AUGCCUCGUGGUCAGAAGAGUAAGCUCCGUGCCCGUGAGAAACGCCGCAAGGCUCGAGAUGAGAUCCAGAAUCUUGGUGCUCAGGCUGCUGCAGCAGAGAAAGAAGAGUCAGCUGCUUCUUCCUCUUCUGCUUUGGGGAGUACUCCCCCCAGCUCCCUUGCUGCAGGUGCUUCAUGCACAAAAUCUAAGAAAUGUGGCAAGAGCAAACGUCAGGAGAGAAAAAUGGCCUCCCAGGCUGCAGCUGCCGCUGAGAGAGCACAAAGAGAUCCUAUAAUCAGGAAGGCAGGGAUCUUGGUGCAGUUCAUGCUGUACAAGUAUAAAAUGCAAGAGCCCAUUACAAAGGUAGAAAUGCUGAAGGUUGUCCACAAAAGGUACAGGGAGCAUUUCCCUGAGAUCUUCAAGAGAGCUUCUGAGCGUGUGCAGCUGGUCUUUGGUCUUGACCUGAAGGAAGUCAACCCUGGUGGUCAGUCCUACACCCUUGUCAGCAAGCUAGACUUCGAGGAUGAUGGAAGUCUGAGCAGUCUCUGGAGCUUUCCCAAGAAUGGGCUUCUGAUGCCUCUCUUGGGUGUGAUCUUCUUAAAUGGUAAUUCUGCCUCCGAGGAAGAGAUCUGGGAAUUCCUGAAUAUUCUGGGGGUCUAUGAUGGGAAGAAGCACUUCAUCUUUGGGGAGCCCCGACAGCUUAUCACCGAAGAGCUGGUGCAGGAUGAGUACCUGGUGUACCAGCAGGUGCCCAACAGUGAUCCUCCGCGCUUUGAAUUCCUGUGGGGUCCCAGAGCUCACGCAGAAACCAGCAAGAUGAAAGUCCUGGAGUUUCUGGCCAAGAUCAACGAUACCGUCCCCAGUGCCUUUCCUUCCCAUUAUGAGGAGGCUUUGAAAGAAGAGCAAGAGAAAUGUGGAGCCGAAGCUGCAGCAGAGCCCAGCACCUCUUCUGAAGCUAGAGGGCGUUCUAGGGCCAGACGCAGCAGCUCCUCCCGCCGCUAG